Molecule: messenger RNA, 6734 nt
Organism: Culex quinquefasciatus (southern house mosquito)
Lineage: Eukaryota; Metazoa; Arthropoda; Insecta; Diptera; Culicidae
Gene: ATP8B
Product: phospholipid-transporting ATPase ID
Exons: 23
Coding region: 1439-6049 (1536 amino acids)
Biological process (GO): Golgi organization; phospholipid translocation
Cellular component (GO): plasma membrane
Molecular function (GO): ATP binding; magnesium ion binding; ATPase-coupled intramembrane lipid carrier activity
Source: RefSeq, a predicted model, not a curated record
CACACGACGUGGUUCGGCGUCGCGUUGUUUCUUCUUCUUUCGCGCUCUCUCUCUCCCCCGUCUCGAGUUCGUUUGUUCAGUUUCCGUUUUUUUAUUCGUUUCGGUACAACUUACAACACACCCCCGGUACUAUCGAAGACGCAGGACGUCUCUCGUGUUCUCCGGGAAUUUCCCGCGCUUUACCGGUUUGUCUCGUUUGAAAUGUCGAAGAUCGCUUCGUAGAACUGGGUGUUCCGCGCGGUGAUGAGUAAUCCAUGAGUACACAUUGGAAGGAAAAUUACUUUUUGGGAGUUUUUUAAAAGUUGUUCAAAGUUAUGAGCCGAACGAAACCUGGUCAAAUCCAAGCAGCGAAAAGUUCACCGUGUUAGUGGGCAACAAUUAAAUUAGCUUUACCCAGUUUUUGAGUGGACUAGUGCUCCAGUGAUCGGUGUUCCGCAGAAGAAACAGUUUUGAAUGUCGUCAGCAGCAGCAGGGCUGGUCCCGCCACGGCGACAACGAGAUCGAUGUCGUUGAGAUCGCGAGGAAAAGGAAUCGCAUUCACCGGCUGGCAUCGCUAAUGGACGGGUGUCGUCCGAUGGUACCGCGGACCGUACCUCCAUUCGAGCACUGGCUGUGGGUCCCACCGAUCAAGUCGAGGCCAGCAGCUUUCCAUUCGAACCAAUGCAACCGAUGAGCAGUGAAGUGACUUCCGUUUAGAAACAACGAUAAGAAAUUUUCAACUUUAAUUAAAACAAAUCCAACCAUUCCAAUGUGUUAAGUGCGUAUAUUGCGUGUGUGAAGAAACGGUAUUUUAGUCUAUAGCUCUCUAAGUGCCACGUGUUCAGAGGAAACAAAAUGAAGCGAAAAAAAGUGCACUUCGUGGUUCUAGGUGCAGCUCGUAACGAGUAAUGACCGUUGGAAGGUCGCAGCAAUUGAAGAUAUACAGAGUUCGCCAAAUGUCGGUACUGCACGUGCUGGAUAGUGCAGAUUAGUGGUGCGGAAUACCACAUUGGAAAAGUAAGAGUGUCUUUGCAAGUGUCCUUAGUGUACGUCGGAAAGGAUCCAAGCUGUUUGACAGCCAUCAGAGAAAAGUAGUUCAACCCAAAGAGAGGCGAAGGGUAUAUCUUGGAGGUGUUUUGAAGUGCAAUACACGCGACGAAGCAGUAAAUUGGGGCCAAAUAUCACCUUCACCUUUAGUUUUGUAGUGUCUAAGUCAACGUGCAACCAGCCUAAUCUACCGAUAGAGUGCUACAACGAAGCAAUAGUGUGAUAAAAGGAAAAAUAAAAGGAUAAAAGGAAUAAAUUGAAGCAAAGUCACAUCAACGAAAAUAUAAUUAUCCAUCGAUUGUGUCGCAUCAUCGUCAUCAUCGUCCGCGGAUCCAAAGGAUCCACCGUUGCUGAACAAAAGUGCUAAAAAUAGGACCUCAAGCCCACCCACCGGAAAUCAAACUCCCGUCCCAUGGCCAAUAUGGGCAAAAAUAACAAAACGGCAGCGGACAAACAACAAAAUGAACGUAGAAUACGAGCCAACGAUAGAGAAUACAACACACAGUUUAAAUAUGCGAACAACUACAUCAAAACGUCCAAAUAUAGCAUUUUAACGUUUCUGCCUUUGAACCUGCUCGAGCAGUUCCAACGUCUUGCCAACUUUUAUUUUUUAUGCCUGCUAAUACUGCAGCUGAUCCCGGCCAUCUCCUCGCUGACUCCGGUCACGACCGCCAUCCCGCUGAUCGGGGUACUGAUGCUGACGGCCAUCAAGGACGCGUACGAUGACUUUCAACGGCACAUGUCCGACUCGCAGGUCAACAACCGGGGGUCGAAAACGCUCCGCCACGGGAAGCUCGUCGACGAGCGGUGGUCCGGCGUCCAGGUCGGAGACAUCAUCCGGAUGGACAACGAUCAGUUCGUGGCGGCGGACAUUCUGCUGCUCUCGUCGAGCGAACCCAACGGGCUGUGCUUCAUCGAGACGGCCGAGCUGGACGGCGAAACGAAUCUCAAGUGCAAACAGUGCCUCGUCGAGACGGCCGUCAUGGGCGACCAGGAGGACCUGCUGUGGAAGUUCAACGGCGAGAUUGUGUGCGAACCGCCCAACAAUCUGCUCAACAAGUUCGAGGGCACACUGGCUUGGAAGAACCAGCGAUACCCGCUGGACAACGACAAGAUCCUGCUGCGGGGUUGCAUCAUCCGGAACACCCAGUGGUGCUACGGCGUCGUCAUCUUCGCCGGCAAGGACACCAAACUGAUGCAGAACUCGGGCAAAACCAAGUUCAAGCGGACGACCAUUGAUAGGCUAUUAAAUUUUAUAAUUAUAGGGAUAGUAUUUUUUCUGUUGUCCAUUUGCGGAUUCUGCACGAUAGCGUCCGCCAUUUGGGAGGCGAUUGUAGGCUAUAAAUUUCAAAUUUAUCUGCCAUGGGAAAACAUAAUUCCAAAGGAUUAUCUACAGGGUGCAACCAUCAUCGGAUGUCUAGUCUUUUUUUCCUACGCAAUAGUUCUUAAUACAGUGGUGCCAAUUUCUUUGUAUGUUUCGGUAGAGGUGAUACGCUUCGCGCAAUCGUUCCUGAUCAACUGGGACGAGAAGAUGUACUACGAGAAGACGAAAACGCACGCCAAGGCGCGCACGACGACGCUGAACGAGGAGCUCGGCCAGAUUCAGUACAUCUUCUCGGACAAGACGGGCACGCUCACGCAGAACAUCAUGACGUUCAACAAGUGUAGUAUCGCGGGCCGAGCCUACGGGGACGUCAUCGAUCUGAGGACGGGCGAGGCCGUCGAGCUGUCCGAGCCUACUACAUACGAUCAAAAAAACACAUCGCUUUUAAUAAACGCCGAAGAGCCGUCCGGUCGCAGCACGCCCCAGUCGGGCUCCGCCCCCGCCGUGUCCUACGCGACCAAUACCGGCGCCUCCGCUGGCAGUAACACAACGCUCAAAGCCGCCUCAUCCACCAGCUACGACUAUCAGCUCCAAUUGCCACAGCAAACACAUCAGCCCUACCAGCCGCAGCCGCAUCCGCCACAACAAUCCGUCAGUUCUACUUUUAACAAUAGUCACCUCAGUAGUAGCAGUAGUGUCACACUAGCCGCCGCCGCUGCCGCCGCCACCACCACCACCAACACUACCAAAAAACAUCACCCGUCACUACACGUUAGAUUCAGCCCGCACGACAAUAGUCACGAAACGCGAACUGUUACGACGGCCAUGUCCAGAAGCCCGAGCGUAACCCCCACCACCACAACCACAAGUCACUACUUUACCACCACAGCCAACAACAGCUGUAAAGGCAAUUACAACAGCAACAAAAACAACAACAACAACCCGAAAGAUAGUACUACCCUAUUGUUACUAGAUAACACUACAACGACGUCCACAACGACGACCCUCUCGACGACCACUGAGCCACCUAGCGGGAGUAAUGCGCAAGGAGUGCAUGUCACCGAACCGGUGGACUUCUCAUUCAACCCGGAGUACGAGCCGGAGUUCCGAUGGUACGACCAGGGCCUGCUGGACGCGGUCCGGUCCGACGAGGAACACGCCCACAGCUUUUUUCGUUUGCUCGCGCUGUGCCACACGGUGAUGCCGGAGGAGAAGAACGGCAGAUUAGAGUAUCAAGCACAAAGUCCUGACGAGGCUGCCCUCGUUUCGGCGGCCAGAAAUUUUGGGUUCGUUUUUAAAUCCAGAGCACCUAAUAGUAUAACAAUCGAUGUGAUGGGAAGGACGGAGGAGUACGAGUUGUUAAGUAUUUUAGAUUUUAAUAAUGUUAGAAAGCGAAUGUCGGUGAUACUGCGGCGCAACAAUUCCAUAUUACUGUACUGCAAGGGUGCCGACAAUGUGAUAUACGAUAGGUUAGGAACUAAUCAGCAGGACCUGAAAACGAGAACGCAGGAGCACUUAAACAAAUUCGCCGGCGAGGGCCUCCGGACGCUGGUGCUGGCCGAGCGCCGACUGACGAAGGAAUUCUUCGACUCGUGGCUGCUGCGGCAGCGGGAGGCGGCCCUCUCGAUAGACGGCACGCGCGAGGACAAGCUCGGUGCCAUCUACGACGAGAUCGAGUGCGACAUGCAACUGAUCGGGGUGACGGCCAUCGAGGACAAGCUGCAGGACGGCGUGCCUCAGACGAUCGCCAACCUACAGAUGGCCGGCAUCAAGGUGUGGGUGCUGACGGGGGACAAACAGGAAACGGCCAUCAACAUCGGCUACUCGUGUCAGCUGCUGACGGACGACAUGGUGGACGUGUUUGUUAUCGAUGGGCUCACCAAGUCCGAGGUCGAGCAGCAGCUGAGGAAGUACAUGGAGUCGCUGCGGAUCGUCAACACGUAUCAUCCGACGACGCUGCCCAAGGGGUCGACCCUGAACCAGUCGGGUGGACUGGGGGCGACGGCCAACGGCGGUGCAGCCAACAGUGGCAACAGUUCCGGGCCGAUGAUUGAGAUCCAGAACUCGUCGCCGCCGUCGGUGUCGGUGGUGACCUUUAGGUGGGAUAAUAGACAUAAAUAUACAAGUAUAGGAGAAAGCGAGGAGGUGUCGGAAAGCAACUACUCGGACGGACCCACCACCACGGGCAAGGCGGACUCUUCGAUGACGGACCUGGCCGGCGGGGGGGACGCCGACGGAGCCGGAGUCGCGCUGGUCAUCAACGGUCACUCGCUGGUGCACUGCCUGACGGCCGAGCUCGAGUCCAAGUUCCUGGAGAUUGCCUCGCACUGUCGGGCGGUAAUUUGCUGCCGCGUUACGCCCCUCCAGAAGGCGAUGGUCGUCGAGUUGAUCAAACGUUCGAAGAAUGCCGUCACGCUGGCCAUUGGUGACGGCGCCAACGACGUGUCCAUGAUCAAGGCGGCCCACAUCGGCGUCGGCAUCUCCGGACAGGAGGGCAUGCAAGCCGUGCUGGCCAGCGACUACUCGAUAGCUCAGUUCAAAUUCCUCGAAAGACUGCUACUGGUACACGGACGCUGGUCCUACUAUCGGAUGUGUAAAUUUCUGCGCUAUUUUUUCUACAAAAACUUUGCAUUCACGUUGUGCCAUUUUUGGUAUGCAUUUUUCUGCGGCUUCAGUGCUCAAACCGUGUUCGACCCGAUGUUCAUCUCGGUGUACAACCUGUUCUACACGUCGCUGCCGGUGCUGGCGCUCGGGAUCUUCGAGCAGGACGUCUCGGACAAGAACAGCCUCGACUACCCGAAGCUGUACACGCCCGGAAUCACCAAUGCCUUAUUCAACACGACCGAGUUCAUCCGCAGCGUGCUGCACGGGAUCUUCAGCUCGCUGAUACUGUUCCUGAUACCGUACGGCACCUACAAGGACGGAAUCUCACCGGACGGUUACGUACUUAACGACCACAUGCUGUUGGGAUCGGUGGUAGCCACGAUACUGAUACUGGACAAUACGACCCAGAUCGCCCUGGACACCUCGUACUGGACCGUGUUCAACCACAUCAUGAUCUGGGGCAGUCUGCUGUGGUAUUUCUUCCUGGACUACUUCUACAACUACGUGAUCGGCGGCCCAUACGUGGGCUCUCUAACGCAGGCGAUGAAGGAGGCCACCUUCUGGUUCACCACGGUGCUCACGCUGAUCGUGCUGAUGGUGCCGGUGCUGGCGUCCCGAUUCUACUUUGUCGAUGUGUUCCCGGGGCUGUCCGAUAAGAUUCGCGCCCAGCAACGGUUAGCUCAGUUGCGAUCUCGCCAAACCAACGACGUCCUGCGAACUCCGUCCGCCAGACGAGCUCGGAGGUCACUCCGGUCGGGCUAUGCGUUUGCCCAUCAGGAAGGAUUUGGCCGUCUCAUCACGUCCGGCAAGAUCAUGCGCAAGCUUCCGCAGGACUUUGCCUUCCCGCUGGGUUUGGGCAGCAAAAAGCAACAGCAGAAUAACGCGGACGCAGCUGCGUCCAAGAACGCUGCCAGCAACGGCAGUCCCAUCAACAACAACAACAACAACAUCGCCACGAACGUCAACAACAACUCGACGACGACGAACGCCGCCACGUUGGCCAACGGAAACCAAAUCACGAACCUGCCCGGGAGCUCCAACAGUGACAACAGCCCGCGAGCGCCCUGCCAGGACCUGGACACGAUCAACCUGUAGAGGGGAGAGGAGGGAAGGGAAGGUCACGACAAACACACUGUUUAGUUUUAGGUUUUGCAUGAACGAAAGAAAGAGAUAGCAUGAGUGAGCGAGAGUAUGCGGAAGGACGAAAGCUAUCUGCUUGAGGGUAAGAAUGGUACCUAAAUAUUUUAAGAAAUGAAUCGUGUUUUUGGAUCGCAACUUGAUCGCAACCGUUUUUUUUUUUGUGCCGUUUGUUCCAAAUUGUUGAAAUUUUGGGAACCGGUUGAGAUCUUUACAAACUUCCAGUUUUCACCGAAAUUUAUUCUAAAUUCAACAGUCUGGAAAAGUUGGCCGAGUGAAAUGAAAAGUUGUGAUUUUAAAUUGAAUCUAUUUUUAUAAACUUUUUUUGUGUAUUUGCAUUAAAUUAGUUUUGAAAAAAACGGAAUCGAGUUUUAAACCUGACUUGAAAAUUUUUUUUGAAAUUUAAAUUGGCAUUAGUAAACAUCCUUAACAAAUUUUGCAUGGUGAAUUUAAUCAAUUCCUUGAGUAUCUUUCGAGAAAUCUAAAUUUGAAGUAAAAAGUUUCUUGUUGUAGAUCAGGCUUUAGAGAGUUAAGGUACCAUGCGUUUCCAUGUAUAACAAUGGAGAUCUUGAUGAAAAUGCAUCAUAAACUAUGCACUGUGCUCGCGUAAUUUAACUUAACGUAAGCAUGUUAUGUUUUCGUU